UUCAGUUUGUCGCUGGUGGAUCGCGGUGGCAAUUGUUAGAUAUACGUAUAGUAUACAUUUAAAUUUGAAAUAAUUUGAAAAAAGUAACAAUGUCAGAGGGCGAAUCGAAAUUUGGUUUCAAGGAUAUGGAGAAGGCACUGGAGACACUCAAGCUACUCGAGAGCCAUGACAUGCAAUACCGCAAACUGACGGUGCGCGGACUUUUGGGACGUGCCAAGCGUGUCCUGACUUUGACAAAGGCGUCGGAGAAGGUGAAGAAUAUCAAUGACGCCAUCGGUGUGUUUGAGAAAUGGCUGGAGGAGAAUGGCGGCGGUGCCUCCAAUAAGAAUGCGAAGACUGACAGCGAAGAUAAGGUGCAAACAGUGCCCGGUCUUGGCUUUAAGGACAAGACAGCUGCAGAGGCAACGCUCAGGGUCUUGGCAGAGCGCGAUCCUGACUAUCAGAGGCUGGCAAUCAAGGGGCUUAUCGGCAGUUCGAAGAGAGUGCUCUCCGGAACCAAAAAUGAGGAUAAAAUCAAAGAUAUCAACGAGGGAGUUCAGGUGCUUGAGAAAUUCCUUGAAGAAUUUGAAGCGGAGAAUCGUAUUAAAGAUAAUCGCGCCUAUAUACCACAUGCUUUGAUUGCCCAGUUGCCAGAGCCAAAAGAGGCGCUGGCUGCUGAAUUCCUCGCCGCUUAUGGUGGUGCAAAGGCCAAUGGCAACUAUAAGCAUUUACGAACGAUGACUCCAAAGGAUGAUACUACAAGUUGGGAUAUUAUACGCAACCGCCAGAUUGCCAAACUUCUGGAUCAAGUCAAGACUACCGAUGACAAACUGUUUGCUAAGGAAAAUGGGGAGCCUAGCAAGCUGCACUUGAGUCUAAUUCACUGGGCUUACAGUCCUCAGCCGCAGAAAGUGAAAAGCUAUGUGGAAAAACAUGAAAAGCUCACGAAGUCGCCAGAGAAACGUAAGGUGCCAAGUGCCAGCAACAGCAGCAGCGAAGAUGACGCGGACAAUUCCAGUAGCGAUGCAUCAGAAGAGAAGGAAGUGCCCAAAAAGAAACGGAAGCAGGAGUAAUACUCUAUUGUAACAUAUGUUGUGUAACGGAACAGAAAACGGUACAUACUUUAUUUAACUCAACCUCAACGCGAUUACAAUAGCGUGGUGGACAAUUUUGUAUGUUCUAUACAUUUGCUAUAAGUAUAUGCUGCUGAUAAGGCCUCGCUUAGAUGAUGAGCUGUACAUCUAUCGCUAGCCAUCUAAUAACCAAAUAUAAGAAACUUGUAUAAU
Messenger RNA from Drosophila albomicans, 1265 nucleotides. RefSeq lists its product as uncharacterized. The transcript has 3 exons. Lineage: Eukaryota; Metazoa; Arthropoda; Insecta; Diptera; Drosophilidae. The record is from RefSeq and is a predicted model, not a curated record. Bases 90 to 1052 code for a protein of 320 amino acids.